Loxodonta africana (African savanna elephant) is the source of this 1220-nucleotide messenger RNA. RefSeq names its product olfactory receptor 2T27. Gene Ontology annotation, biological process: G protein-coupled receptor signaling pathway; detection of chemical stimulus involved in sensory perception of smell. The transcript has a single exon. Lineage: Eukaryota; Metazoa; Chordata; Mammalia; Proboscidea; Elephantidae. Gene Ontology annotation, cellular component: plasma membrane. The record is from RefSeq and is a predicted model, not a curated record. The coding region runs from base 285 to 1220 and encodes 311 amino acids. Gene Ontology annotation, molecular function: G protein-coupled receptor activity; olfactory receptor activity.
GCUCUGUCUGUUUUUCCAGGAUAUAGAAAAUUUGGGGCUUCAUGAAUGGUAGUGGCACUUAGGACACAAAGGUAAAGACUAAUCUCUCAAAGCAAUCCAUUAACUGUAGUCAACUCCAGAGAGUAUUAAAAAAAGAGGGUAAGUUCACAAUGAGAUGUCAUUAAUUUCUCCAAGGAUGAUUUGUCCAUGUCCACAUUUUAAUGCUUUAAGCAAACCAGAUAGUUUUCCUUUGUACUAAACCUUACAUCUCAUACCUCUCUCUCUUUUAUGCAGCCUGCAGAACUAUGAAGUGGGGGAAUUAUUCCAUGUAUGCCGACUUUGUCCUCUUGGGCUUGUUCAGCAACACUCGCUUUCCCUGGCUCCUUUUCGCUCUCAUCCUCCUUGUCUUUGUGAUCUCCAUAGCCAGCAACACCAUCAUGAUCAUUCUCAUCCACGUAGACUCCCGCCUCCACACCCCCAUGUACUUCCUGCUCAGCCAGCUCUCCCUCAAGGACAUCCUAUACAUUUCCACCAUUGUACCCAAGAUGCUGGUUGACCAGGUGGUGGGACAGAGGGCCAUUACCUUUGCAGGAUGCACAGCCCAGCACUUCCUCUACUUAACCUUGGCAGGUGCUGAGUUCUUUCUCCUAGGACUCAUGUCUUACGAUCGCUAUGUGGCCAUCUGCAACCCUCUUCGUUACCCUGCCCUCAUGAGCCGCAAAGUCUGCUUGUUGAUCGUGGUGGCAGCCUGGCUGGGAGGGUCUGUGGAUGGAUUCCUGCUCACCCCAGUCACCAUGCAGUUCCCCUUUUGUGCAUCUCGGGAAAUUAACCACUUCUUCUGUGAGGUGCCUGCCCUUCUGAAGCUCUCCUGCAUAGACACAUCAGCCUAUGAGACAGCCAUGUAUGUCUGCUGCAUCAUGAUGCUUCUCAUUCCAUUCUCUGUCAUCUCUGCCUCUUACACCAGAAUCCUCAUCACUGUUUACGGGAUGAGUGAGGCAGAGGGGAGGCGGAAGGCGGUGGCCACCUGCUCCUCACAUAUGGUGGUGGUCAGCCUAUUCUAUGGAGCCGCCACAUACACAUAUGUGCUGCCUCACUCUUACCACACCCCUGAGCAGGACAAGGCUGUAUCUGCCUUCUAUACCAUCCUCACUCCCAUGCUCAACCCACUCAUCUACAGCCUCAGGAACAAGGAUGUCACAGGGGUUUUGCAGAAGGCCCUGGAGAGAGGUUUCUCCUUGUAA